AUGGGAAGACUGGCCGACAUCAUGUGGAUUCCAGUAAGCUCCAGCUUUAGCUCGGGUCCGGUCCGCCUUGGCCGAAUCCACUCCUCCGAGGACCAUCCUUCCUGCUACCGAAUCCUCACACUGUCAGGUCCCCGCGCCGCGGAGAGGCGCGCUCCCCUAGCACACGUGCUCACUCGGCCGGCGCGGGAGCAGCUGCAGAGCCCGGGCCUGGGCGGGGGUGGGGGAAGAGACCAUCGGAGCCCGCGCCCUCCCCACUCACCCCUGCUCACCGCACCCCUGCACGGCGGGGAGGGCCCAGCCAGCAGGGCCUUUCAGAGUUAA
Messenger RNA from Rangifer tarandus platyrhynchus (Svalbard reindeer), 321 nucleotides. The record is from the annotation of a GenBank genome assembly. Lineage: Eukaryota; Metazoa; Chordata; Mammalia; Artiodactyla; Cervidae.